AUGAAUGCGUUGUACGAAUUUCGCUCGCGGGGUGGGCGACCCGACAACAGCCCAGCCUUCUUCAGGCCGCGUUCGUGGCUCUUCUCGGCCGCCACCCCAGCAGGAAACCCGCUGAAUCAGAAGGCACUGGGAGUGUCCCAGCCUCCACAGAAUCCCCACUCGGACCCAACUCCUGCUGGGGGCUGGUACUCCUGGUUUAUGCCGCCGCAAAUCCCAAAUUAUCCCGCUGACUCCAUGUUCGUGAACUCGCUUGAAUUCCUCCCUGACCAGUCCACCAUGCAUUAUCCCGGAGCUCGUAUAGUGACGGCCGCAAGCUCGUACGCCUCCUGUUACGCUCCGGACGAGGCUCCUCUUGUCACCGUGUGCUCCAGUGACAACGACGACUCGCCUCCGAGUCUCGUAGACGCGCCGCUCGAUGCCGGGGGAAGUCCUUCAGAGGAGGACGAAACCAGUUUCAAUGUCCAGUCAGAUGACGUUCCGGAGGCUCACGACGGAGAGGCGUCCGCCGCCCCGCCUGACGACGACAAGCCUGCCUUGUAUCCGGAAGGAAAGCUCCACAGCUCCAAACAGAUUGUGCAUCGCGACGGCCUCACCGGCGAACUAGGCCACCGCAUAGUCAACGUGCUUACGAUCCACGAAAACCCCGGAGUCUACCUCAUGCCCAAUUUGUUGACAGACGAAGACUGCGAGCACCUCCUGCAGCUGUCCGAAGGCCGCUGGGAACGAAGCAAGACUAGUACAGGAUACGUCACUGAAGAGCCGACUGCCUACACUUCGGGCAAGAGCCCGUCAAGAACGAGCUGGUCUGUGCCCUUAGCUAUUGGUGAAACGAUGAUCGUGGAGAACAUCGAGCGGGUCGUAUCAGCUUUUGCGGGCAUGCCCGUCGACCAUCUUGAGCCGCUCGUCAUCGUGCGUUACGAGGAAGGACAGUACUUUAGAAAGCACCACGAUGGGGGUUUCCGACCCGUCACAGUCCUUCUGUAUCUAAACGAUGUGGAAGCUGGAGGCGAGACGAGUUUCGAUGUGUUGGGCUUCCGCGUCGCUCCAGUGAAAGGAGCAGCCGUCAUGUGGAACAACUCGUACCCAGGCACCAGUGACAUCGACCCCCGCCUCUUGCACGCUGGGCUUCCUCCAAAGAAAGGCGUCAAGUUUGUUGUCAACUGUUUCUUCAACAAGGAUCCGAUUCGGAAGCAACUACUGGAGCAUGCGAGUAAUUGA
Besnoitia besnoiti is the source of this 1218-nucleotide messenger RNA. Its product is annotated as oxidoreductase, 2OG-Fe(II) oxygenase family protein. Gene Ontology annotation, molecular function: L-ascorbic acid binding; iron ion binding; procollagen-proline 4-dioxygenase activity. The coding region runs from base 1 to 1218 and encodes 405 amino acids. Gene Ontology annotation, cellular component: endoplasmic reticulum. The record is from RefSeq and is a predicted model, not a curated record. Gene Ontology annotation, biological process: peptidyl-proline hydroxylation to 4-hydroxy-L-proline. The transcript is spliced from 3 exons. NCBI's taxonomy places the organism in Eukaryota, Apicomplexa, Conoidasida, Eucoccidiorida, Sarcocystidae.